Messenger RNA from Nymphaea colorata (pocket water lily), 1275 nucleotides. RefSeq names its product chlorophyllase-2-like. Gene Ontology annotation, molecular function: chlorophyllase activity. Bases 64 to 978 code for a protein of 304 amino acids. The transcript is spliced from 2 exons. Lineage: Eukaryota; Viridiplantae; Streptophyta; Magnoliopsida; Nymphaeales; Nymphaeaceae. The record is from RefSeq and is a predicted model, not a curated record. Gene Ontology annotation, biological process: chlorophyll catabolic process.
AAAAUAGGGUUUCUGCGAGAAAGUUUUCUAGGAAAAGUUUUUCCGAGGAAAAGAUUUUGCGGAAUGGCUGGGCUUGGUGGCGUGUUUUUGCUAGGGAAACACAAGGUUGGGACGAAGGAGAUCGAAGCGGCCAAUUCGGUCCUUGUGUCUCCUCCCAAGCCACUUCUGAUUGCUUAUCCGUGUGAAGAAGGCCGAUACCCAACGAUGGUUUUCCUUCAUGGCUUUCUCCUUCAAAAUCAUUUCUACGAGAAAGUGCUUUAUCAUGUCGCUUCUCACGGCUUCAUCGUGGUGGCACCACAGCUCUACAAAAUUGCAGGACCUGAUUGCACUGAAGAGAUCAGGUCAGCAGCAGCCACAGUUGACUGGUUACCAGCAGGACUGCAGGCCAAACUACCAAAGGGGGUGCAGCCGGACUUCACAAGGCUUGCACUCGCCGGCCACAGCCGGGGAGGGAAGGUAGCCUUUGCCCUUUCACUGGGCCUAGAAGCCAAGGCCAGGCUGACCUUCUCUGCCCUGCUGGCCAUAGACCCGGUCGAUGGAACUGCCCCUGGUAGUCAAGUCGACCCACCGGUGCUGACCUACGUUCCGGACUCGCUAGACCCCAAGGCGCCCGUCUUGGUGGUCGGCACAGGCCUCGGCACUGAAAAGAAGGACCUUGUGCUCCCUGCCUGUGCUCCGGAGGGCGUCAACCAUGAAGAGUUCUUCAGAGACUGCAUGGCACCGGCUUUUCAUGCCGUGGCUAAGAACUACGGUCAUAUGGACAUGCUGGACGACAACGAACUGGUGGAGGGGGUUGCUCGUUGCCUGUGCGAGAGUGGGAAUGACAGAGAGCCCAUGAGGAGGUUCGUUGGUGGCAUCAUGGUUGCCUUCUCGAAGGCCUAUUUGUUGAAGGAAAAUGAUGAUCUGAAGCAGAUUCUUGAGAUGCCUGAUAAAGUUUCGCCGGUGGUUCUGACAAAUGUUGAACUUAAAGAGAAUUGAAUUGUUGCGAUCCCUUCUAUUAUUAGAAAAUGAGAGUUCGAUAAUGUUGGAAUAUAAUUGCAUUAGUGAUCAUGGUUGUUGACACAAACAUCUUUUCUCUCUGUGGCUGGUCAAUAUGCUUGAGAUGCUCGUCGGUGAUGAACUCUUCCAUUCCUCUUACAAGUUGGUUGUGCAAAACACCAAAUCUAAUACUCUUUUUUUUUUCUUUUUCUUUUGCAAGUACAUUAUCCAAUAAGCACAUCUAUCAAUUUGAACAAGCAUAUAAAAUUAUCACAUUCUUUUUUUCAAAUAAAAGAG